This is a messenger RNA of Setaria italica (foxtail millet), 802 nucleotides long. RefSeq names its product nodulin-related protein 1. The record is from RefSeq and is a predicted model, not a curated record. The transcript has a single exon. Gene Ontology annotation, biological process: response to heat; regulation of abscisic acid biosynthetic process. Bases 74 to 556 code for a protein of 160 amino acids. Lineage: Eukaryota; Viridiplantae; Streptophyta; Magnoliopsida; Poales; Poaceae.
UCACUCCCCGUGCCACUGACUCACAGCGUUCUGAAGCCAAAAGAUCUGAGAAAUAAAGCAAAGAAGCUAUCCAAUGGCAGAGGGCAAAGGCUCCGGCGACCUGUUCUCAAGCGGCAAGCUAGUCGUGGAGGCUGCCACGUCGGUGUUCCAGAAGAAGAGCGCCGACAACAUCGAUAAGAAGGAGGUCGCCGGCGCGGCCGCCGAGAUCCUGCACGCGGCAUCCUCUUACGGCAAGUUGGAGGGCAAGCCGGCCGGGCAGUACAUCGAGAAGGCCGAGGGGUACGUGAAGGAGUUCGGCACACGGCCGACCGCUGGCGCUGAGAAGCCUGCAGGCGACGCCCCGGCCCCUGCCCCAGCAGGCGACGCGCCCAAGCCUGCGGAGCCGGCAGAGGCGCCCAAGGAGCCAGCGCCUGCGCCUCCCGCGGAGGAAGGCAAGUCGGAGGGGUUCGGUCUCAACGAUGUCAUCAAGGGCGCUGAGCAGCUGGUGGAGAAGCGGGGCGGCGGAGAGGAGAGCGCGGGUGGGCUGUUUAACAUGGCCCAGGGGUUCCUGAAGUAGAGCUCACAUGCAUGCACCGCACUGCUUUCAGUUUAAAUAAUUUUUCUGGUUAUUAUCUUUGCUAUGGUUUCUAUGUAAUAAUUAACUGCUAGUAAAACUACGAUUGCCUCACUGCAGUCCGUGUAGUCAAUGGAGAAAUCGGUGUAGUUGUGUUGGCAAUGUUUGUAACAUCUUGUAAUCGAAACUUAAAAGAUGCUGGUGCUUCCGAGUUUGUUAAGAAAAUUCGUUGAUGGGUUGCGGAAUUUA